This is a messenger RNA of Acanthosepion pharaonis, 885 nucleotides long. The record is from the annotation of a GenBank genome assembly. Lineage: Eukaryota; Metazoa; Mollusca; Cephalopoda; Sepiida; Sepiidae.
AUGUUUUUUUUUCUCACUUCUUCCUCUACGUUCAACUUCAUCUAUGUUAGAGAUGAACUCCAAGACAUAGGUAAGAUAGACGAGAUUUUAAAGCGAGAAUUCUUUUUCAUUAUCUUUCUUUCUUUCUUUCUUCUCCCUUCAUUUCUUUCUCACGUUGUUGCUUCCCUUCUUUCUUUUCUUUCUUUGCUUCUUUCUUUCUUCUGUCUCCCUUUCUUUCUUGUCGUCUUUUCUUUCUCUCUCCCUUUCUUUCUGCCCUUCUUUUUGAUUUUCUUUCUUUUUCCCUUCUUUCUGCUUUUCUUUCUUUCUUUUUUAUACUCUUCCUUCCUUCUUCCCAUUUUUCUUUUUCUUUCUUUAUUUCUUUCUUUCUUUCUCUCUUUCUUUCUUUUUCCAUUCUUUCUUUCUUUCUUUCAUCCUUUCUCUUUUCCUUUCUUUCUUUCCUUCUUUCUUCUUUCUUUCUUUCUUUCUUUCUUCUUUUUCCCCUUUUUCUGCUUUUCUUUCUUUCUUUAUUCUCUCUUCUUUUCUUUUCUUCCUUUCUUUUUUUCUUCUUUCUUUCUUUCUUAUUUUCUUUUUUUGUUUAUUUUUUGUUUCUUCUCUCUUCCUUUCUUUUUCCCUUUCUGUCUUUGUUUGUUCGUUUCUUUCUUUCUUUCUUUCUUUCUUUCUCACUCACUCUUUUCAUUUUCCUUCUUCCUCUUCUCCCCAUUUCCUUAUAUCUACAGAAAUGCUCCUUGUCUCUUUCUUCUCAUUCUUUCACUUCCCUUUUCUUCUUAUCUUUCCUCUAGUCUGUCUCUUUGUACUUCAUGUCUCUCUUUUUCGAACCAACCCGCCUAUUUUUCUUCUCUUUCUUUUUCUCUCCUUUUAUUUCAUCCCUCGAGAAUAACUGCGUAG